Exserohilum turcica Et28A is the source of this 375-nucleotide messenger RNA. RefSeq lists its product as uncharacterized. The annotation marks the transcript as partial. The record is from RefSeq and is a predicted model, not a curated record. The transcript has a single exon. Lineage: Eukaryota; Fungi; Ascomycota; Dothideomycetes; Pleosporales; Pleosporaceae.
GUCCUAGAGCUUCUUUCAGCCAUCUACAAGUCUCAGGUGCCCAUCGAACCACUCCGCCUUCCUGAGCGGGAUCGUCGGCUGCUAGCAGAGUAUAGCCAGAAGCAGACCAAGUCGCAUAAGAUCGAAGAAUGGAGAAACUUCCCUCUCGCAACAGAAGAGCAGCGGCACGCUUGGUGGUUGAAAAAGAAUGAGCGCGUCGCAGAAGCCGCAGAAGCAAAUGGUGACCGCGCACCGCAACAGAGUCCCUCUGCGGCAAGUCCGGGGAUGACAGAUUCACCCAGAACAAUUUACCACGAGAGUCUGCAGCCAUCGGGUGCUGAACAUUCGGCCCUUGCAUCGAUACGACAGCCUCUGCUGACGCAAAGUUCAUGGCAA